AUGCAGGCCUUCCGACGUAACACCUUCUCGGCCCUCCACAAUGCCGCUGCUUCGCAGCGUCGGGGAUACGCAAAGGCCACCUCUGCCUACGCCGAGACCGUGAACAACCUUCGGAUCAACAAGGACACCCGGGUUCUCUUCCAGGGCUUCACUGGCAAGCAGGGGACUUUCCACGCCGAGCAAGCCAUUGCCUACGGCACGAACGUUGUCGGUGGCACCAACCCCAAGAAGGCCGGCUCGACGCACUUGGACCUUCCCGUGUUCGCGAACGUCAGCGACGCCGUGAAGGAGACCGGCGCCACGGCUUCCGCCCUCUUUGUCCCGCCGCCCGUGGCUGCUGCCAGUAUCGAGGAGGCUGUCGCCGCUGAGGUUCCCCUUGUUGUUUGCAUCACCGAGGGUAUUCCCCAACAUGACAUGGUCCGCAUCACCGACAUUCUCAAGACCCAAAACAAGACCCGCCUGGUCGGCCCGAACUGCCCCGGUAUCAUCGCUCCGGGACAAUGCAAGAUCGGUAUCAUGCCCGGCUUCAUCCACAAGCGUGGUCGCGUCGGCAUCGUUUCCCGCUCCGGUACCCUGACCUACGAGGCCGUGAACCAGACCACCCAGGCCGGCCUUGGCCAGUCUCUCGUUGUCGGUAUCGGUGGUGACCCCUUCUCCGGCACUAACUUCAUCGACUGCCUGAAGAUCUUCCUCGAGGACGAGGAGACCGACGGUAUCAUCAUGAUUGGUGAGAUCGGUGGUGCCGCCGAGGAGGAUGCCGCCGAGUUCUUCAAGGCCAACAACAUCCACAACAAGCCCGCCGUCUCCUUCAUCGCUGGUAUCAGUGCUCCCCCGGGUCGCCGUAUGGGCCACGCCGGUGCUAUCGUCAGUGGUGGUAAGGGUGGUGCGGACUCGAAGAUCUCUGCCCUGCAGGACGCCGGUGUCGUUGUCGAGCGCAGCCCUGCCUCUCUGGGCAAGACUCUGCUUGCGGAGUUUGUCAAGCGUGACAUGGUCUAA
Messenger RNA from Penicillium alfredii, 996 nucleotides. Its product is annotated as succinate--CoA ligase (GDP-forming) subunit alpha. Gene Ontology annotation, molecular function: succinate-CoA ligase (ADP-forming) activity; succinate-CoA ligase (GDP-forming) activity. The coding region runs from base 1 to 996 and encodes 331 amino acids. The record is from RefSeq and is a predicted model, not a curated record. Gene Ontology annotation, biological process: tricarboxylic acid cycle. Gene Ontology annotation, cellular component: succinate-CoA ligase complex (ADP-forming); mitochondrion. The transcript is spliced from 7 exons. NCBI's taxonomy places the organism in Eukaryota, Fungi, Ascomycota, Eurotiomycetes, Eurotiales, Aspergillaceae.